This is a messenger RNA of Erythranthe guttata (spotted monkey flower), 2221 nucleotides long. It is a transcript of the gene PEN2, whose product is annotated as PTEN 2. The record is from RefSeq and is a predicted model, not a curated record. Gene Ontology annotation, molecular function: phosphatidylinositol-3,4,5-trisphosphate 3-phosphatase activity. Gene Ontology annotation, biological process: dephosphorylation. NCBI's taxonomy places the organism in Eukaryota, Viridiplantae, Streptophyta, Magnoliopsida, Lamiales, Phrymaceae. Gene Ontology annotation, cellular component: cytosol.
AUCUAAUCAAACAUAAGGCAAAAGCUUUCAACUGCGCGUGCCAUUGCGUCCAUUUACAAAAAACAAAUUGGGACACAUCCGACGUCGUUUCAGAAACCCCCAUCCACCACCGCCGCCCUCAACCUAUCAUCGCCGCCGCGCCGUGACUCUCCGAUUUUGAGGGCUUCAGAAAUGAGUUCUGAAACUCCUGAUUCGUCAAAUCCACUGGAUACCAAGUCUCGUGAUAUAAAAAUAUCAACUCCGAUGGAAUCCGCGCCAGAUAAUUCUGAACAGGUUGCCCCUUCAAAAUUCUCUGCUUCUGGCAUAUCCACUUGGGCAAAGAAUCUCAAAAUUCCCCAGCCAUUUGUUGGAACCCAGGAAGUUUCACCGUCUGCAAACUCAGGGAAGUCACCUUUUUCUCGUAUUACGAGUGGGUUUGGAUUGCGUGCAUCUCCCAAAUCUCCUCAAUCUGAAGAAAGUUCAGGUGGAGCUUCACCAACUACACAACCAGGCUUUCUUGGAACCAUCACAAAGGGAAUAGUUGACACAUCUAAAAAUGCAGUGAAAGCUGUGCAGGUCAAAGCUCGUCAUGUUGUAUCUCAAAAUAAGCGAAGAUAUCAGGAAGGAGGAUUUGAUUUGGAUAUGACAUACAUCACAGAGAAUAUUAUUGCUAUGGGUUUCCCUGCUGGUGAUAUUAGCUCUGGUUUCUUUGGCUACGUUGAGGGAUUUUAUCGGAACCACAUGGAGGAAGUCAUCAGGUUCUUUGAAACUUAUCACAAGGGAAAAUACAAAGUGUACAACCUUUGUUCUGAAAGAUUGUACGAUGCAUCUUUGUUAGAGGGAAAGGUGGCUUGUUUUCCUUUUGAUGAUCACAAUUGCCCUCCUAUCCAACUCAUCAUAUCCUUUUGCCAAAGUGCAUAUUCAUGGUUGAAGGAAGAUAUUGACAAUGUCGUGGUCGUACAUUGUAAAGCUGGGAUGGCAAGGACAGGAUUGAUGAUUUCUAGUCUUCUUCUGUUUCUGAAGUUCUUCCCCACGGCUGAGGAAUCAAUUGAUUUUUACAAUCAGAAAAGGUGUGUCGAUGGGAAAGGGCUUGUUCUGCCUAGUCAGAUAAGAUAUGUCAAGUAUUUUGAACGCAUUUUGGCAUACUUCAACGGGGAAAACCAGCCAGGUCGUAGAUGCAUGCUCAGGGGAUUUCGGCUGCAUAGGUGCCCAUACUGGAUCAGACCUUCCAUUACAGUCUCUGAUCAUAAUGGUGUGCUGUUUUCGACAAAAAAACAUCCAAGAACCAAGGAUUUAUCGCCUGAAGAUUAUUGGUUCAGUGCACCGAAGAAAGGAAUAAUGGUAUUCGCUCUUCCUGGGGAGCCCGGCCUGACAGAGUUGUCUGGUGAUUUCAAAGUCCAUUUUCACGAUGGCCAAGGAGACUUCUAUUGCUGGUUAAACACAACAAUGAUUGAAAAUCGCAAAGUUCUAAACACAGGCGAUCUCGAUGGUUUCGACAAGAGAAAACUACCAUCACCAGGCUUCCAAGUGGAAGUUGUGCUUGUGGAUUACGACGCCGCUACUGUUCUUCCAGCAACGUCUCCAUCAGAGACAACAACCGCUAGUGAGUCGACUCAAAAUCCAGGUGCAAAUACAGGGUCGAGACAAAAUCCCGGUCCAGUCGAAGAAGCUUCAGUUGCAAAGAACUCGAACAAAGAAGGCAAAGACGAUGAUGAAUUAUCUGACAACGAAACUGAUGUCAAAGCUGCAAAAAGUUCCGGCCAAAUUGCUAAUCUGACGCAUAAGGCAGAGCAAGUCUCCUUAGGGAAUACUUCAGCUUCUUCUUCUACUGCACAAACUGAGGUAAAGAAGAAGGAAAGUGUCGCAUCUGGGAGUGACGUGGCGGUUGGUUCGGUGGGGGAGGUGAGUGAGUUCAAGGCAAUGGCUGCCGAUGCGUCGAUUUUCUCGUUUGGAGAUGAUGAAGAUGACGAAAGCGAGUAACGGGCUGUUGGUUUGAGGAUGUGUGUGUAUAUAUUAUGCUGCUUUGUGAAUAUUUUUCAUAAAAAGUCCGGCUUUCGUGGUUUAUUCAUUUAUUGGAUUUUAUAAAUUACGGUGUCUGUUUCGGAUUAUUUGGAGUUUGCCGAUUGCCUAUAGUUCUCUCAACUAUUUGUGUUACUUUAAUCUGUACGACUGUUGUUGAGGGAAAUGUGUACUGUUGCACAAUUUAUUUCAAGCAUAUUGGGAAACUUGUUCUUGCUUGUUA